AUGUCCACCAUAGAGUGGAAUUUAUCAAAUACUUUUCCUUUACCUUAUCGUGUACUUAUUAUCUCUGUAAUAGGACUUUGGGCAUGGGGAUCUAAUUUACAAAUACUUUCGUGGACUUCUAUAAACGUACCACUGCUUUUGAGCUCUUCUCAUGAUAAAAAUAGAAUUUCUCAUACUUCUUAUAAAGAUGUUUAUACAUUAGCAGUUAUCAUAACGUCUUUAAUUUGGUUGAAUUUAAUUAUCUUUUGGAAAGUAACCGGUGGUAUUGAAGCAAAAAUUACAGAAUGGACCUCAAUUCCCUUAGCUUGCUAUGCUGUUGUUUUUGCAAUCAUAUUAUGUCCUUUCAACAUUUUUCAAAGGAAGGAAAGAGCAAAAUUUUUGCGUUGCAUUCGAAGAGUAGUAUUUUCUGGUUUUGGUAGUGAAGUAUUACCAGCGGACGUAAUAAUGGCAGAUAUUUUAACUAGUUUUGCAAAAGUAUUUGGUGAUUUAUAUGUCACGGGAUGUAUUUUAUUAUUUUACGAUGUGGACCAAGAAGGCUAUUCAGCAAAUAGAUGUUGGAGUUAUAUAAUAGCUCCUUUAUUUACCAGGUUUAGACAGUGUAUGACAGAAUACAUUCGUUCCAAAUAUAGUAAUAGGCGUCAUUUAUUUAAUGCUUUUAAAUACUGUUCGGCAUUUCCUGUUAUAUUAUUUUCAGCAUUGCAAAAAUGGUAUAAAUACGAGUCAUUAACUAAUCCGUCAGUUAUAUGGAUUGCACCUCCCAUCUUAUUUAAAUUAUGGGUAAUAUCGGUAGCUUUUAAUUCUAUGUAUUCAUUUUAUUGGGAUGUUGUAAUGGAUUGGAAAUUAGAAUUCUUUUCACCAACGAUUCCAGGUGUUUUGAUGCCUAGUUUGAAACUUCGUGUAUUUUUAAUGGAAAUUUUCGAAGUUAUACGACGCUGGUUAUGGAUAUUUUUCAGAAUGGAAAGUGCUUAUGUGGAAGAGAAAUUUGACAAGGAAGGUGGUGAUGUUUAUGAUUAUGAUCCUUUAACUAUUCAUAUGACAGAGAUCGGAGGUCCUUUGGCAGUUAAUGAACUUUAA
Molecule: messenger RNA, 1074 nt
Organism: Funneliformis geosporum
Lineage: Eukaryota; Fungi; Glomeromycota; Glomeromycetes; Glomerales; Glomeraceae
Source: the annotation of a GenBank genome assembly